AUGAUUAUCGAAAAUCCAGACGCGUUCAAGACUUGGUUGACGUCCAUAUUGGAACCACUAUGCGACGCAGACCCCGCUGCACUCGCAAAAUAUGUGUACGCUCUCGUGAAGAAGGACAAGCCGCUGGAUGAGUUGCGAGAUGGAAUGCUAGAUCAGCUCGAUGUGUUCCUACAGCAAGAGACAAAACCGUUCGUUGACAUGCUGUUCAAAUCCCUCGAAAGUCAGGAGUAUCUCAAACCAUCAACUGUUGAAGCGAAGCAACCCUCACCACCUCCUGAACCAGCUGAACCAGAGAAGGAACCAGAGGUGGAAAACCAUGGAAACCAUACUAACCACGUCCCACUCGCCCCAUCAGUACCAGUGGACAAGCCGCCAAUGCGUCCCCGCGCGGACAGCGGCGGUGCCCACCGGGUGGUGGUGCCGCGCUCCAGACCCCACCCCCACCCCCACGCCCAUCCCCAACCCCACGUCAACCAACACCCGCACCCUCACGCCCACGCUCCGCAUCAUGAGCAGACGCUUGUCAAGGUGCUACCGACUGAACUUCUAGAAGAACCAGUGGACCCUCCCAGAAGAAGAGAUAGGCGUACUGAUUCGCUCCGGGACAAGGAGGAGCGUCGCCGCCGCCGGUCCCGGUCGUGGGAGCGCCGCGCGCGCCCGCGCCGCGCCGCCCGGGACGCGCGGGACGCGCGGGACGCGGACCACGAGAGGAGGUAUGCGCAUAGACGACCGCCGUCACGUUCACCCUCGCCCCGCGGGCGCUACCGCAACCGUAGCCCGCCCAACCUCACAGACAGACAUACCAGUCGGUCUCGAUCAAGAUCACCAGUACCAAUUCGUGACCGUGAAAUGGAGAGGGAGAGAGAGAGAAUUAGAAUCCCCCGAGAGUUAGAAAGAGAUAGAAUGUCCCGGGAUAGAGAACAUAGAGAUAGGAUCUCUCGCUCUAGGGACAGAGAUCGGUCACGUGACCGGUCCCGCGAGCGCUCGCUGUCGCCGCACGACACGCGGCUGGAGCACGGGGAUGUUUACAAGAGGCGGUGUCGGGACUUUGACAUGAAGGGGUACUGCAUGCGCGGCGACCUGUGCGAGUGGGACCACGGCGCGGACCCCGUGGUGCUGGAGGACGCGGCGCUGUCGCGCGUGCUGGCGCUGCCGCCGCUGCCCGCGCCCGCGCCCGCGCCGCCCGUGCCCGAACAUAGUAAUUUUUACAGUAAAGGCUCGUACAAAUCAAUUAUAUUCAACAUACAAUCUCACACGGCCACCAUUUCAGAAUACAACCCGGCGGCGCCGGACAUAUGGAGCGGGGGGGUGGUGGGGGGCUUCGCGCCCGCGCUGGCGCACGUGCCGCCGCACCACAUGGCGCCCCGGGAGCUCGUGCCGAUACCUAGAGUCCGCCAUGAACCGCCCAUGGGUGCCGCCAUGCCGCCCGCGCCGAGACAUCAACACCCGCCCAUGAAGAAGAACUUCGAUUAUAACAGACUUGGCCCCUCUAAACCGCCUCUACCAGCGAACGCAGCGAACUGUUCACUGGAAGUGAAGAAAGUGCCUCGUGGUCUCAACGAUAUCACUCACCUGAACAAUCACUUCAGCAAGUUUGGCAAGAUUGUUAAUAUACAGGUGUGCUACGAGGGCGAUCCCGAAGCCGCGCUAAUCACAUUCUCCAACCCGACGGAGGCGAAUGUCGCAUACAAGAGUACUGAAGCAGUGUUAAAUAAUAGAUUCAUCAAAGUGUUCUGGCAUAAUCCCGAGAAUAAACAAGAAAACAUGGCACCUGGGGGUCAGCAAGCGAACAAACAAGGAGACAGACAGAACUCGCACCUGAUGUCGCACAACAAAGUGUUAAUCAAUAGGGAAAAUAUCAAGGCAACUGCUGACAACAAAAUGCACGCUGAAAAGCAAGCCAAAGACUCCUUAAAGGCCAGUAACGGGGAGGCCCCCAAGCCCGACGCCCCCAAGGUCGAGGGCCCGAAGGUGGAAGCGCGCAACAAGCAGGUGGUGGAGAUGCACCGCCGCGCGCAGGAACUGCUGCAGACGCAGCUGCGGCAGCAGCGGCUGCUCAUACAGCGGCUGGAGACUGGUAACGUAACGGAACAGCAGAAAGCGGCUUUGAUGGAGGCGGUGAACGCGGCGCAGGAGGGCAUCGAGACCCUCAGGAAAGAGCUGGUCGCGUACAACGGCAUGAUACGGCAGAUGCAGGACGAGACAGUAUCAAGAUCGAUGUCGCGUCUACACCUUGAUCAGGUAAAUGCUAAGAAGCCUAAAACUCCACAAGAGGCGCAAAAAGAGAUACUGGAUGCUGAAUUAGAUAUAAUAACUAAACAACAGGAGGGACAAGACGUGACAGAAUUGGCAAAGAAGAUAGCAGAGAUGAGAAGACAGAUGGCGCUGCAGUUCCCAACUCAUGCUGGUAUACGCAGGAGUCAUUCUAGCUAUCGCAUUGUGAAGAGAAGACUUAGGGGUGGACGUUUCAACCCGGCCAUGCGUUACACACGCGGCGCAACAGCCAAGGGGUUCAGCGUGAACCAAUCAGUGGACCACCGGCCCCGGGCCUUGCUCGUGUCCGGGUUCGAGCCCGACGAGCUAGAAGCUUUGCAGGCACACUUUGCUCAAUACGGCGAGAUAACAGCCAAGGAGGUGAACCUGUCGGUGCCGGAGCUGGUGGUGCAGUACAAGGCGCGCGCGCACGCCGAGCAGGCGCUGCUGCGCGCACGACACUACAACGACCGCACGCUCUCGAUAACGUGGGUGACAAGUACCAAGGCGCUGAGCGCUGCGCCCGCGCAUAAUGGAGACUCUGUGUCUGAACACAAGGAAAUACAGAACCAGCAAGAUCUCUCAGAGGAUGCGUUACUGCGCUUCGACGAAGAAGAAGAAGACGAAGAAGACCGCUCUUGGAGACGU
Molecule: messenger RNA, 2901 nt
Organism: Brenthis ino (lesser marbled fritillary)
Lineage: Eukaryota; Metazoa; Arthropoda; Insecta; Lepidoptera; Nymphalidae
Source: the annotation of a GenBank genome assembly